UUGAUCAAGGUGCUUCCUCUCUUCAUCAUGCAGCUUCCUCUCUUCUUCAAAGUACUUCCUCUCUUCUUCAAGUACUUCCUCUCUUACAAGAUGCUUCCUCUCUUCAUCAUGCAGCUUCUCUCUUCAAAGUGCUUCCUCUCUUCUUCAAAGUGCUUCCUCUCUUCAACAAAGUGCUUCCUCUCUUCAUCAUGCAGCUUCCUCUCUCAUCAGCAGCUUCCUCUCUUCAACAAAGUGCUUCCUCUCUUCAUCAUGCAGCUUCCUCACUACAUCAUGCAGCUUCCUCUCUUCAACAAAGUGCUUCCUCUCUUCUUCAAAGUACUUCCUCUCUUGAUCAAGGUGCUUCCUCUCUUCAUCAAGAUGCUUCCUCACUCCAUUAUGCAGCUGCUUCUUUUCUUCAUCAAUUCCUCUUCACCCUGGAGCUCCUCAGCUUUAUAUCAUUUUAAUUGGAUUUUUUGA
Messenger RNA from Trichomonas vaginalis G3, 456 nucleotides. Its product is annotated as SLEI family protein family. The record is from RefSeq and is a predicted model, not a curated record. NCBI's taxonomy places the organism in Eukaryota, Parabasalia, Trichomonadida, Trichomonadidae. The transcript has a single exon.